UGUGGUGGCUUGAACCAUCAUUGUUCUUGCCAAGAUAAUAUUGGGAUAACAUUUCCAGAUAGCAACUCCUAGUGUCGUGUCUUCGAUAAAAUGUGAUAAAAAUCAUUGUGUUUGUUUUUCAAAGCGAUAAAAAUAUUUGCAGUGGAGUUUAGUGUUGAAAUAAAAUUAAUUUAAAUGAUGAUUUAGUGCGUGUUGAAACAGUAAAUGUUGAUGAUGGACGAUGGUUGUCGCCAUUUAUUGGCGGUGUCGGACAGCCCUCUCGACCUCCGGGGCUCCACCACCGACCAAAAAACCCCCGAAAAAGACACCAAGAAAAGCGGCCACCAACUCAUCAAGCCCCCUUACUCCUACAUCGCACUCAUCACAAUGGCAAUCCUGCAAUCGCCCCAAAAGAAGCUCACUUUAAGCGGAAUUUGUGAGUUUAUCAUGACCAGAUUCCAGUAUUAUCGCGAGAAAUUCCCAGCUUGGCAAAACUCAAUCCGACACAAUUUAUCCCUCAAUGAUUGCUUUAUUAAAAUACCACGCGAGCCGGGGAAUCCCGGAAAAGGCAACUACUGGACUCUGGACCCCCUGGCCGAAGACAUGUUCGAUAAUGGGAGUUUCCUGCGACGGAGGAAACGCUACAAGAGACCAUCACCCAAUAUUAUGCUCCGGGAUCAUCAUGCGUCGGCGAUGGUCGCUUCCUUUCUCACCCAGGAAAACUACCAACCACUUUUCAGUCCCAAUUUGCACAAUCCCUACUGGAUUCCGCCCAUGUUGCCGCCGAUGGAUCUGUCCAGGUUGAAUUUGGGAUUAGGGAUUAUGGGACCGGGGAUUUGUAAACCGGUUCCGGUUCAUACGGAAGACUUGAUCACGAGCGAAACUAAGAAGAGUAAAAAUGGGUUUUCCAUCGAUUCUAUUAUUGGAAAUAAACAUCAGAAAAAGGACAAUUCGGAUAUUUCCAUUCAUAAUCAUCAAGUUUCAGCGUUUUCACCCUUGGCCGAUGAUUGGACCAGGUGAAAUGCCAUCGAGAAGAUUUUUUCCCGAAUUUAGACCAAAGAUUUAGUUAAUGUGAUUUUCAUGUUGCAAUAUUUAUUAUUAUUAUUAUUAGUCUUUUCGGUUCUUAGGAAGGUACUUUUCAUUAUCAAUAGCUAUCAAUUAUACUAUGUAUAGAUUUAUUAAUAAAACUUAAAAUAAGUUUCAUGUAUUUGUGUAUUGUGUACAUAAUGCAGUAGAAUUGUACAAAAAAUGUUCUAGUUUACGUUUUUGUUAUUAGUCAUUAUUUUUACUACCCAAAGAUUAUAUCACAUUAUCUCAGAAUUGCUGUUUGUCAUGAAAAAUUUUGCUGUCUCACUAACAACAACUCAAAUGUUUUGUAACUUAUGUAAAUAGUUAAAUGAGAAAAUUCAUUUGUAGCACAUAGAUAAGGCGAGAUUUCAAAUUAAAAUAAAAU
Molecule: messenger RNA, 1432 nt
Organism: Tribolium madens (black flour beetle)
Lineage: Eukaryota; Metazoa; Arthropoda; Insecta; Coleoptera; Tenebrionidae
Product: forkhead box protein D3-like
Exons: 1
Coding region: 205-999 (264 amino acids)
Biological process (GO): cell differentiation; regulation of transcription by RNA polymerase II; anatomical structure morphogenesis
Molecular function (GO): RNA polymerase II cis-regulatory region sequence-specific DNA binding; DNA-binding transcription factor activity, RNA polymerase II-specific
Source: RefSeq, a predicted model, not a curated record